This is a messenger RNA of Aspergillus chevalieri, 756 nucleotides long. RefSeq lists its product as uncharacterized. The coding region runs from base 1 to 756 and encodes 251 amino acids. Lineage: Eukaryota; Fungi; Ascomycota; Eurotiomycetes; Eurotiales; Aspergillaceae. The transcript has a single exon. The record is from RefSeq and is a predicted model, not a curated record.
AUGAGAAUGCCGUGGCAACAAAUUUACCCAGGCUACUACGAGCGUCCCCCGGAUGUCCUCGAAAGCCUGCACUUUCACGCAGCCCGAGUCGUCUCCCAUCUGGGCAAGACACAGCACACGAUUAGCACUUCACUCCAGCUCAGCACCGCUCCACCUGCGGAAGAUGUGCGAAGGGCGUGGAUAGCGUUGCGUGUCAAACACCCGCAAUUAGGUGCACUUACAGACGAGGCCGGUACUAAGGUUACCUAUAUCGUUCCCUCAGGCGAGGAUUUGGAGGAGUGGCUACAGGAGUCCCUCACCAUUUAUGAUACCACGGACACUCGCACCGCCGAUGAUGUGGACGCUAAUAUCCAGGAGUGCCGAUGGCUAGCACUGUAUUAUUUUCCAUCAAGCCGGGAGCUGCUUAUCCGGACGCCACACUGGCGGGCGGACUCUAUAGGGUUACUUCUUCUUCAGCAUGACCUUCUGGAUAUCCUGACACAUGGACCCCCAUCAGACACCCCAGUCUUCGACGGCUCCGAGCUGGCCCGUUUUCCGCCGACAUUCACGGAAGGGGCCGGUAUGCCAACAGAAGCCACACCUGAGAUGAACAAAGCUGUCGAUGAAAGUUUGGCCGUGAUGCUGGUAGGAUCGCCUCCCGUAACGCUCCGAGAGGUGCGGCCAGGUACGGUUCCGGAGACCUCACAACGUGCAGUGACACGGUUUUCUCAGGAUCUAAGUCGACGGUCUUCGCGGCCUCCAAGGCCCGAGGGAUGA